UUAGGGACUCCAUGUGUGAUUGCGUUUUUAAUACGCAAAGGACGUAGAAGGCAUUUAUAUAUGUAUGAUGCUGUUGAAGAAUUUCUGCAAGCCCACAACAACCUCUUGCCAAGAAGGUACUCUUACUCAGAAAUUAAGAAGAUGACCAAAAGUUUCAAGGACAAAUUGGGUGAAGGAGGCUAUGGCACUGUAUAUAAGGGAACACUUCAGAGUGGCCAACUUGUAGCUAUAAAGAUGUUAGGAAAAUCCAGAGCCAAUGGAGAAGAAUUUAUAAAUGAAGUUGCAACUAUUGGGAGGAUUCACCAUGUUAAUAUAGUGCAGCUUAUUGGAUUUUGCGUUCAAGGGUCAAAUAGGGCUAUUAUAUAUGAAUUCAUGCCUAAAGGGUCUCUGAAUAAGUACAUUUUUUCGAUAGAAGAAAGUAAUGUCCUAAACUACAAGAAAAUUUAUGAUAUUGCUAUAGGAGUUGCGCGUGGGAUUGAAUAUUUACAUCGAGGAUGUGACAUGCAAAUUUUGCAUUUUGAUAUUAAACCUCACAACAUUCUUCUUGAUGAGAAUAUUACUCCUAAGGUUUCUGACUUUGGCCUUGCAAAAUUGUAUCCAGUAAAUAACAAAAUUGUUUCUUUGACUGCAGCAAGAGGGACAUUGGGAUAUAUGGCUCCUGAAUUAUUCUACAAAAAUAUUGGAGGCGUCUCCUACAAAUCUGAUGUUUACAGUUUUGGAAUGUUAUUGAUGGAAAUGGCAAGUAGAAGAAAGAACAUUAAUGCAUUUGUAGAGCAUUCAAGCCAAAUUUACUUCCCUACUUGGGCCUAUGACCAAUUGCACAAUGGAAAGGACAUAAAAAUAGAAGAUGCCAGGGAGGAGGAAAAGAAAAUCAUUAAGAAAAUGAUCAUAGUUGCAUUAUAUUGCAUACAGAUGAAGCCUAGUGAUCGCCCUUCAAUGAACAAUGUCAUAGAAAUGCUUGAAGGAGAAGUUGAAUGCUUACAAAUGCCUCCCAUGCCUACCUUAUCAUCACCAGGGAGACCCAUAAUGGAUGCUGCGGAGAAUUCGAAUCAAAGUUGCUCUUCAAUUCAAUCGCAUGAAUCAAAUCAAUGA
Alnus glutinosa is the source of this 1092-nucleotide messenger RNA. RefSeq names its product rust resistance kinase Lr10-like. Lineage: Eukaryota; Viridiplantae; Streptophyta; Magnoliopsida; Fagales; Betulaceae. Gene Ontology annotation, biological process: protein phosphorylation. The transcript has a single exon. The record is from RefSeq and is a predicted model, not a curated record. Bases 61 to 1092 code for a protein of 343 amino acids. Gene Ontology annotation, molecular function: ATP binding; protein kinase activity.